AUGCCCACGGUCAAGUUCUCGGACAACCAAUCGCUGCUGUUGCUUGAGCUGGAGUUGCUCAUGCCCGACGACGAGUCCCGCUUCAAGUUGCAUGAAUCUUCGGAUACCGAGUGUGCCGCCGAUUAA
This is a messenger RNA of Phytophthora nicotianae INRA-310, 126 nucleotides long. RefSeq lists its product as hypothetical. Lineage: Eukaryota; Oomycota; Peronosporomycetes; Peronosporales; Peronosporaceae. The record is from RefSeq and is a predicted model, not a curated record. The coding region runs from base 1 to 126 and encodes 41 amino acids. The transcript is spliced from 2 exons.